AUGCUCCGCGUCCAGAGUGUCGUGCCUCAGGCAGUUGUGAGUGAGAGGCACACGACCGAGAAGAAUCCACCCCAAGCCUCAAGAUACUACCUCACUGAUGACGAACUCAUUGUCCAAGCACUCGUACUACCCGAGCUGCGACUGAAUGUUGAGAAAGGCGACAUUCUCGAAGUUCGCCAAUUUGAGGUGAAGAAGGCACCCCGGAGGAAGCUCCCUGGUCAGAUCCUCUUCCUGGGAAUCUACGAUUGCGAGAUAGUCGAGCGUGCAAGCGCACCCUCCACAUCAACCGAAGAAGGUGGCUUCAUUCGCGAGCCCCAGGAACCUCUGCCGACCUCCUUGCGCCCUGUCCACAAACGCCAGCGUUCUGAGGCAAUCCAUGACUCGGCGUCUUUGGUUCCACCCCUAUUCAAGCAACCGCGACCUAGUGCUUCGCUGUCGAGUACCGAAAGUAGUGGAGACACCAACAUGGAGGAACCUUCAGGCACACAAUCCUCCGGUGACUUCGAGACGAGGACUCCUAGCGUCGCCACUACGCAACAACGCCGCCAGACCCUUCAUGAGAUCGAUCACAGUGCCUCGCCGUACUCCAGCGAGAUGCCCUCAAAGAUGCCGAUGGCAGUAGAGCAAGAGCGUGCUCCGUCAUACCCGACUCCGGAGCUCACCAACCUAGCUGAUCUUCCAGGGCUACCGCCCUCAACUCCAGUGAGCCUACUCGUAGUUGUCACCUGGACAGGUCAGACCUUGCUACGCAACUCUCAAGCCUUCCCGCCCAAACGUCAUGUGAAGCUGCACGAUCUGUCCGUGUCGCAUCUCUUCUCUGGCGUCAGCCUGGCUGCCUACAUCGACGCACAGAAUUUCAAACCAGAACGUGGCACGGUUGCUUUACUACAAGACGUGGUGAUGCAGCAGUGUGGAACAGGGAGCGGUGAUGUCAACACUUCUCACAUGCUGAAUGCCUACGCGAACCUGCCAGCCAAGCUGGAAGAGAAAAGGCAGACUCUGGGAUGGUUUGUGGUGGAUAGAGACGUGUUGAGACAAAUGGGCCUAGGAGCAAAAGUUGAAGCAUUGAGGGCUUGGUGGGACCAGAGAGAGAUGAAAACAGGGGCGGCCAGUCAACUGAAGUAG
Molecule: messenger RNA, 1125 nt
Organism: Cyphellophora europaea CBS 101466
Lineage: Eukaryota; Fungi; Ascomycota; Eurotiomycetes; Chaetothyriales; Cyphellophoraceae
Exons: 1
Coding region: 1-1125 (374 amino acids)
Source: RefSeq, a predicted model, not a curated record